AUGGGUUUCCUCGGCGUCUACUCGGCUGUGUAUGAUUACCACCCUCAGGGAGAGGGUGAACUCCAGAUUCAAGAGGGCGACCUGCUCUACAUUCUGGAAAAGAAUGCAGCUGAUGAUUGGUGGAGGGCAAAGAAGAAGGCCGAGCAAGAAGACGAGGAGGAGCCAGAGGGUCUAGUCCCAAACAAUUAUGUAGAAGAGGCGCAACCGGUACACUAUGCCAAGGGUCUCUUUGACUACACCCGGCAAACAGACGAAGAGGUCUCUUUCUCGGAAGAUGCAGAACUAAUGGUGUAUGACAUUUCGGAUCCCGAUUGGACUUUGGUCGGAGUCAACGGAGAUUUUGGAUUUGCGCCGGCAAACUACAUUCAGAUCAUCGAAGAUAUCGCUCCCACCACUGCUGCUGUCGCCCCUCCCUCUCCGCCUCAAGCCGAGCCCGAGGCGCCAUCCCUGCCUCGACGGCCGACUCAGCCUGCGCCAGAAGAAUAUGAAGAAGCGUCGCCUUCUCCUUCCCCGAUUGACACAGUACAGAACCCGGCUGCCGCAGCAAUUGCAGACAUUAUACAUAAACAGCAUGCCCCUGUCAGCGCACAACCCGAGCCUUCGCGAGAGCCCUCACCCCCGCCCCCUCAACUCCCAACUCGGCCUUCGCACGACCUGGAUGUGCGCGAAGAUGAGCCACCUCCACCUAUUUUGCCCCGGCGACCUCCAUCCGAACAGAUCACUCCUCCACUGAAGUCAUAUUCACCUGAACCGUCUCCAGCCCCCCCGCGCCCCAAGGCCGCAAUUCCCUCAAUGGGUCGUGAGAAAAGCCAUGUUAGAGAAUCACCUCCCUAUAACCGGGCUGGUGAGCUGACGCCGAGAUCACCUUCUGGCUACCACAUCUACAAUAUCAACGAGAUGGUGGAGGUUAUGGGAAAGCGGAAGAAGAUGCCAACGACGUUAGGUAUCAACAUGGUCACGGGAAUCAUCUUUAUCUCUCCCGAGGGGGAUGACCGGCAGCAGGAGUGGACGGCUGAAAAGCUCACGCACUAUUCGAUCGAAGGCAAGCAUGUAUUUGUCGACCUUGUCCGGCCUAGCAAGAGCGUCGAUUUCCACGCCGGGGCCAAAGAUACAGCUCAGGAGAUUGUUGCAGCACUUGGUGAGAUCGCCGGGGCGUAUCGUGCUGAAGGCUUGCGAGAGGUGAUCGCUGCUGGAAAGGGCGGUGGUGGUCAGAAGACCGGACUGAUCUUGUAUGAUUUCAAGGCUCAAGGCACCGACGAAGUGACGGUAGAAGUGGACGAUGAAGUUAUCGUCGUCGAUGACACCAAAUCUGAGGAGUGGUGGGUGGUGAGGCGGAUCAAAAAUGGCAAGGAGGGAGUGGUUCCUAGCAGCUAUGUUGAAAUCACCGGCUUUGUGCCUGCCAUUACACACGGAGGAGACGAGCCGGGCCUGACAACCGUGGAAAAGAAUCGAAGGGAGGAAGCUAGGUUGGCCAAAGCCUCAGUCGGAAAGUCUAGGAAAGAUUCGAUGGAUUCCUCCAAGCGGGACAGCAAAGUCAAGUCCAAGCCUGAUCCCAGCAAGGUGAGGAGGUGGACGGAUCGCACAAAGGCCUUCACAGUCGAUGCGCAGUUUAUCGGACUACAAGAUGGCAAGAUUCAUCUUCACAAGGUCAACGGUAUCAAGAUUGCUGUGCCCGUUGCUAAAAUGUCCGUUGAGGAUUUAGAGUACGUGGAAGCGGCAGCCAAUGUCUCUCUGGAUGAAGACAAGCCACUUUCAAGUAUUCGAAAUCGUGCUUCUUCCGACGCCCAGAAAACCGGUAAGGCGGGUGCGUCUGUGCAACGCCCUGAGUACGAUUGGUUCGACUUUUUCUUAAAGUCUGGCGUUGGGCAUCACCAAUGUGAACGAUAUGCGCAGAAUUUCCUCAAGGACUCGAUGGACGAGUCUAUCCUCCCCGACAUUACACCUGAGACUCUUCGCUCUCUAGGGCUUAAAGAAGGUGAUAUCCUACGAGUCAUGCGUCAUCUGGACACCACACUCGGUCGUACCGGUAGCAUAUCCAAGUCCCGAAAUGUCAGUUUUGGUGGCGAGGAAGUGAUUGGCAACGGCGAAGAUGGCCAGGGUGGACUUUUUGCUGGGCCCGGUGGCACGUUGCGUAACAACACCCGCAAGGGAAGACCUGCGCCAGCUGUUCAGGCUGGUGACGUGGUGGAUCCCAAAGCAUUCGAGCAAUCGGAUGGUUCAAAGCCCAAGGAAGAGCGAGCUGCGACUCCUCCGGCGCCCGCGGAAGAUAAGCCUGCUGCGCGUGGAUUCGAUGAUGAUGCUUGGGAGGUCAAGCAGCCGAAGCGUACUGGCUCCGCUGCUACUUCAAGCCCACCCCCUAGCACGUCGCCUGUAGCUCAGCCUCCUGUUCAGAAGCAGGUCACAGGAGCUAUGGCCGACUUGACCUUGCUCCAGACUCCUCUACAGCCUACUCCAGCACAGCCUGCCCCUGCGCCAAUAUCAAGUAUUCCUGCUUUACAACCGCAGCAAACUGCUGUGCAGUCAACCCCUGUGCAGCAACCUCAGAAUACAGGCGCCACGCCUGGGUUUUUUAACCAAAUAGCGCAGAUGGGACAGCAAGCCAGGCAGCAGCGCCCCCAGCCUCCACAGAACUUGAACCAAAGCUCACUUCUUCCACCUCCUCCGCAACGCCCACUCUCUGCGCCACAGAACUUCUCGCAGCAGCAAGGCUCGUUUGGGCCUCCCCCAUUGCAGCCCCAAUUGACUGGGAUUCCCCUAGCAGGCCCUCCAGUCGCACCUCCUGGACAGAGCCUGGCAGAGUUGAACCAGCAGCGCUUCCAUCCCCAGAUGCUGCCGCAAGCGACCGGAUUCAUGGGUGAGAACCAGUACCAGAAUGGCGUCAUGAUGCCCCAACCAACCGGCUUCACUCCACAGUCGCAAUUUGGUAUCCAGCAACAGCAACAGAUUAACGGCCAGUCAGUACCAAUCCAACCAGGAUUUCAGGGAAUGGUCCCCCAGCAGACGGGUUUUGGAUAUGCGCAGCCCCAGCAGCCAAUGCAGACUGGCAUCAACUCUAUGCUUCCCCCAGCAUUGCAGCCCCAGCAAACUGGUAUGAACGGCUACGGCAACACAUCUUACAUCCAGCCCCUUCCUCCAGUGCCGCCAAUUCCUCAGCAACCAACAGCCACCCCAUUGUCACCUCAAAAGACUGGCCCCGCGCCUCCUGUCAGGUUUGGCGUGAAACCGGAUGCCGCUAAGAAACUUGCGCCGCAGCCAACGGGACUCAGGGCGAAUCUAUCUCAAGCUACUCCCCACAACCCUUUUGGUUUCUAA
Messenger RNA from Penicillium odoratum, 3312 nucleotides. Its product is annotated as cytoskeletal protein-binding protein SLA1. Gene Ontology annotation, molecular function: ubiquitin binding; identical protein binding; protein-macromolecule adaptor activity. The transcript has 3 exons. Bases 1 to 3312 code for a protein of 1103 amino acids. The record is from RefSeq and is a predicted model, not a curated record. Lineage: Eukaryota; Fungi; Ascomycota; Eurotiomycetes; Eurotiales; Aspergillaceae.